Molecule: messenger RNA, 7671 nt
Organism: Bacillus rossius redtenbacheri
Lineage: Eukaryota; Metazoa; Arthropoda; Insecta; Phasmatodea; Bacillidae
Gene: Ptpmeg2
Product: tyrosine-protein phosphatase non-receptor type 9
Exons: 13
Coding region: 377-2455 (692 amino acids)
Biological process (GO): protein dephosphorylation
Molecular function (GO): protein tyrosine phosphatase activity
Source: RefSeq, a predicted model, not a curated record
AAAUUUGAGUGGAGGUUAUGUUAUAACGAUUUGCGUAAUCUAUACUUCGUAUAUUAGACGUCAUGCAAGUAACGUCACGUCCUGUCAACACUACCCACUAACGUCAAAGCAUCUGUCACUGGCAUGUUUUCUUGUUCUUAUCGUUGUUAAGCCCUUGUGUUAUUUUGAAUUCACUACUAUUACGAUGAAUUUUUGCAUAAAGAAAGCGUUUUUGAACCUCUAUUAGGUAAAAUUGCGUUUGUUUUGUUUUCAAUAUAGGGUGUAGUCUUACACUUUAAGGUUAUUAUAAAACAGGAUUAUGAGUUAAAAUUUUAGUGUGUAUAAUAACUUACCUAUUAAUUCAACUGUGCGUAGCGUUUAUUUCCAAUUAAUACACAUGUAUUUGUUUGAAACUAGUUUGAUUACUUGGCAACUCUCUUUCUACCAUAAAAUAAAGGCUACAAAACAGUUCAUUGACAUAGUGAAUCGCUUGCGGAGGCGUCGAAGUGCGGGGCCAGUUUCAUGGGGCACUGCCAUAAAAUUCCUGGCCGCGCGGAAGUUUGAUGUGGGACGUGCAGUGGCGCUCUAUGAACAGCACGAGUCCACCAGACGCAGAGAAGGCUUGGUGACCUUUGACCCCAGUACCGAGCCCCUCAAAAGCGAGCUUGACACUGGGAAGUUCACGAUACUGCCAACACGUGAUGCCAGUGGUGCAGCAAUUGCUGUCUUCACUGCUCGCAUGCACUCUUCUCAAGUGUCUUCCCAUCAGACUACUUUACAAGGUGUAGUGUACCAGCUGGAUGUGGCUUUGGAGAGUGUUGACACCCAGCGAAGUGGGUUAGUGUUCAUUUAUGAUAUGUCAGACUCCAAAUAUUCUAACUUCGACUACGAUCUUAGUCAGAAGAUACUAACGUUGCUUAAGGGUGGCUAUCCAGCAAAGCUGAAAAAAGUGCUAAUCGUCACUGCCCCACUCUGGUUUAAAGCUCCUUUUAAAAUCUUACGGUUAUUUGUUAGAGAGAAGUUGCGUGACAGAGUAUUCACAGUCAGCAUUCCACAGCUAACUGUUCACAUCCCUCGAAGCUCCCUGCCAACACACCUGGGCGGCACCCUGGACAUCGAUCACGCGGCAUGGUUGCUCCACUGCGUCAAGUCGAUGACCAAUCGCUACGGGGACCUGUGCGAUGUCACCAGCUCCACCCACCCGCUCCCCGCCACCAUCAUAGACCACAAGUCUGCUUUGACGAAUGGGGGCUCUGUGCAUUCAGAUGAAAAAACUUGCGAUAAGGAGGAGCUCAUGAGCAGCAAUGCGGAGGACGAGACGCGCAAGGCAGCGGACGGGCGAGCCCGCCACUCCCCAGCCUUCGUGGCCGAGGAGGAGGAGGACGACGACCUGGAGAUAACGUCGUCCAGGGACACGGACAACGGGGACGCCUGGCAGCACAGCUCAGGUGCCUGUUCGCCCGCCCCACCUGCUUCGUCAGCGAGUAGUGGCUUCUCCGAUGACGACAGCCUGCACUGCGACAUCAGUCAAGGGUGCUCGUUGGAGCAGUUCGUGGAGUCUGUGAGGGCACGUGGUCGCGCUGGUCUCGUUCAGGAAUAUGCGGAGAUCCGUGCUCGUGUCCCAGACGGCUCAUUUAACCAUGCCCGGUUACGAGCUAAUCAGCCAAAGAAUAGGUAUACAGAUGUCCUCUGCUAUGACCACAGUCGCAUUCUCCUUUCGCAGAUUGAUGGAGAUCCUUGUAGUGACUACAUCAAUGCCAACUUUGUUGAUGGGUACAAACAGAAAAAUGCAUUCAUCUCCACACAAGGCCCGCUGCCCAAGACGACGAGCGACUUCUGGCGCAUGGUGUGGGAGCAGCAGGUGCUGGUGGUGGUGAUGACGACCCGUGCCGUGGAGCGCGGCCGGACCAAGUGCGCGCAGUACUGGGAGGAGGAGGAGGGCGGGGUGGCCACGCACGGGAGCUUCCAGGUCACCACCGGCUCCGUGGAGCAGCACCCCGACUACACCGUGUCCUCCCUCAGGAUCACCAACCUCAAGACGCAGGAAAGUCGAGAAGUGAGCCACUUCCAGUUCACGUCGUGGCCUGACUACGGGGUGCCCCACUCAGCCCUGGCCAUGCUGGACUUCCUGGAGCGAGUGCGGCAGCAGCAGAGCUCUCUGGUGGCGAAGCUGGGCGACACGUGGGCCGGCCACCCGCGAGGCCCGCCCAUCGUGGUCCACUGCAGCGCCGGCAUCGGCAGGACUGGCACGUUUUGUACCUUGGAUAUCUGCAUCAGCCGUCUCGAGGACGUGGGUACGGUAGACGUGCGCAGCACCGUCGAAAGAAUCAGAGCUCAGAGAGCAUACUCCAUACAGAUGCCCGACCAGUAUGUCUUCUGCCAUUUGGCGCUCAUUGAGUACGCACUCUCCAAAGGACUCAUAACUGAGCCUGACCUGGCUGGUUUCGACAAUUCACUCAGUGAUGAGUCUGAUUGAGAGCUUUCCUCAAGAUAGUUUCCUAAUUGAAUUUUGAGUGCACUUUAUUGGAUUAAAGAACGCUUCAAUCUGAUUUGUGAUUGGUGAUUUACAACAUAAUGCCAGUACAAGUGGGUCGAACAAAAGUUGUGUGAAGUGGAAACUCAAUCACAUAAUAGUAUUACCUUAUGUAAGUGACUUGAAUGUGAUUUUUUAUAUACUGUUAUAAUUGUUUGAGAUACUGUACAGCAGUCGUUGCAGUUUGCAUUGAAAAUGCUCGUCAGAACUCUGUUAUGUUUCUACUCAUAAGAGUGGAGGAUCUUGAUGUUUUGUAACUUGUCAGUGAGAGGUGUGCAAGUAAAAUUCACAUGUCACCCACCAAGCAUUUUUAUUGUGUUCUUAAACUGUAUUUGUAUGUGCAAUUCGAAAAUUAUGCCUCCAAUGCUAUGUCUUGUACUAUUAAAGUUGUGUCUAUUCAGAAAUGAUUAAGUGUGAGAAAUGGUGCUUCUUAGUUUUUGUAAUUUUUUUUUUGUAGUAGGUAGUGAAUCAUUGUUGAGCAAGUGGUCUGAUUACUACAGCAAUUUAAAUGUUUCCCCCCCCCCCCCCCCCCUUGGGAAUAACAUAGUAUAUAAAAAUUUCAUGUGACAAAAUUUAUUGGUAAUGCAGGCCAGAAUUAUUUUUGGCCAAAGAUGGGACACAUUUUUUAGAUAUGGUUUGUUUUUUAUGAGCUAAAAGUAUUUGUUACACAAAUUGAUAAAAACGUGGUUUAUCUACCUUAUUAUUGGAAAUGUAACUUAAUACCUAGCAGCCGUAAACUUUCGUUGUCUAGAUAAAUGAAAGGUGGUUAGGUCCUAUCUGUUAUGCAGUAAAUCUUGAAAUGAUCGCAUGAUGGUAGGCUAAUGGGUUGGAUAAAAUAGUUUCCCACAAAAGUGUCUCUAGUAAGAAAGUUAAUCACUUCAUGUUAUUUAAUAAAGCUUGUGUGGAUGAUGCAGCCUCUUCCUGUAUACAGAUGGCUAUAUGUAAUAGCAGUUGUGAAUUCCUGGUGGCACUGCAUAGCUGGAGAGCCAGCCAUGUCUGGGAGAGGGUUUUACAUGUUAAUAUCAUUAGUGCGAUAUAGCCAUUUGUCACAGUAUAACUUUAAAAUAAAAUCCAAACUGUGCAUUGCAAAGCAAACAUUAUAGUUGUUAAAUAAACUGUAUGAAAAGGUUAUUGUUUCUGAGUGUAUAUGCCAAAAUUACGAAUGAACUCGACCCAACCUUAAAAAUUAUAUUGCAUGUGUUUACUUGAAAAAAAAAAAAAUUAAAAAUGAAAUGUGUGAUGUACUAAAGCUAUUGUAAUGUUAUCUUCCAACCACAAUUUAUUGAAAAUUUCCGUUAUUAUGUAUUUUUCAAUUAACUGUGUAGUAUGAUAAAAUAUAAUGCAAUAUAGUAACUAAUCAGGUUACUUUUCAUAAACACAUCUAGAUAUUCAAAGCUUACAUCUUAUAACUUAAUACAAUGUUAAUUUUUUGUGUAAUCCCAAGGAAUUUUGUUGUAAAAUCAGACCACUGGUUUUUCUAAUGAUUCAUUUAUAAAUUGUUGCAGUUGAAGAGAAGAAAUAAUUAUGUUUUGUACUCUUUAUAUUUCUAGUUAAGAUAUAAAAUUAGGCUUAUAUAAAAAAAAUAUCAGGAGCCCAUCACCCAAAGAUUUUUAACUUUGUACCUUAAAUUCAAAAGCAGAUCAAUAACCAUUUGUGAAAUUAUGUGGAUGCUCAUCAAUUUAAAAUAAGUGUCUUGGCAAGACAGAGAAGUUGUGUAUUAUAAAACUGCUGUGUUUAAAAAAUGUAGGCAGUAUGGAAUUUGUGUGAAAAGGAUGAUAAUAUAUUUGCCAAUACAGUACCAAAUAUGUAGGAAUGUUAUGGACAACUAUGGAAUGUAUCUGGAUAAUUUUCAACCAUGUAAUGAUAUUCAAGAUUUUUUUGCUUGGACAUCAGUAGAAAUUACUACAUAAAUAACAUUUGUUUUUUGUUACAUCAUAAACCAAUUAGUUGUAAAAAUGAAUAUGUAUGGAUAAAGACUUCUUAAAAAUUUGUGGUCCAUAUGUUAGGGGUUAUAGAGCUCACCAAGAUAAGCACAAGUCACCAUACAUACACUCAUAAUUCAACCAGUGAAGUUUUUAAGGAUGCUUUCCAGCAAAUUAUAUAAACAUACAGUUCCCAGCAACCGUCGUAAUUUGCGCUGUGGAUCUUCAGUGAGACAGAAUAAGAGAAGACUGUGAUGCAUUACACUUGCGGGCAUGCGGAUGGCAAUGCAAGGGAAACACUAAGAUUGUAUGAGGAUGUUUUCCAACAAGGCACAUGCCAGAUGCGAGAACCUUUCAGUGACUACACCAUUAUCUCUGCGAAAGGGGCUUGUUUGCAAAUUGCAGGUAGAAUGACGGGCGUGCAAGGAAUGUCUCCUGUCAUUCUGUAUCUUUCUGGCUUGCUCCUCAUUAUGUCAUAGCUAAAGGCAAGAUUGUAUAGUAAAUAGUGAUAAAACCGAAAUAAUAGUGAAAUUAAGUCAAUACACUGCAGAGUACUGAAAUAGAAGUCAUGAACACCUCAUUGCACUGAAUUGCAGAAAAAUUCACUUCAAUUACCUGAAUUAAACUAUUAAAAUAUAGUUGAUUUCAUAAAUCUUUUGUUUGUUUUUUAUUUAAAAACUGAAAAUUUUAUGUACUAUUAAAAAAAAAUUGUAAUUUCUAUGGGUGUUUUUUUUCCAAAGUAAUUAAAAGCAAUCUAUAGCUGAUGCCAUACAUUUAUGGUUAAAGCCUACAGAGAAACAUCACAAGUAUAAUGUAGUAAGUACAAUGAUUUUGGGAUUUUAACAUCAUUGGAUAGUGAUAUUUUGAUUAUUGCAUAAUUUAUUUGCAGGUGGGUUUUUUUUAUUUUUUAUUUUUAUUUUUUGUAGCUUACACUCAUCAGUAUAUCUAGUAUUUUUUAUGUAAAUAUUUUAAGUGUCUUACUACAUUAUUGUUGAAGCAAUUGAUCAAUGUAAUUGUGCUCUAUAAAUGUACUUUAAUGUGUUUUAAUUUUUAAUGACGAUAAAGACAAAAUCCACUUUUUUUAAUAACAAAAUUAGCUUUUUUAUAACACCAUAAAACCUUGGCUCUAGUCAUACUGCAGCAUGUAACGUCCUCUAGAACUUCACUGGUUGAGUUCCAAGCAUGUAUUGUAUGGUACCUAAUUUGUGCUUGUCUAUCACCCUCUAACAUCUGUACCACAAUUUUUUUUUAACUUUUUUUGUGUUUUUAAUUAAGUGUAGUAACAUAUGUCGAAAAGUAAAUUGAAAAACUUUGAUUUUGACAUUUAUUUCAUCAAUGAAAAUUUGAUUUUUUUUUCAUUCUUCAAAGAGCAUUGAGAAUGGUAACAUUUACUUUCUUAGAUUCCUAAAAUCUUGUAAUACCUAACUUAUAUAUCUUAAACUUAAAUAGUUAAAAACCUUGUUAAUAAAUUUAUUUUAGUACAUACAGUGAAGUGUUUGAAUAUGGAGUGAACAUGAAAUGUAUGAUAGUUUCAGUUUUGUAACCAUGUUAAUAAAUUAUUUCUAGGAGUUUGUGUUUAAACAAUACAUAUAGGUACAUAAAGAUAGUUAAUGAAGUAUACAUGGCUUGAUUAUGUUAUUGAUAAUCAUGAAAUUUAAAGUCAACAAGUGUGUUUUAACCAAUGUGUCUUCCUUGCUUAAGCAUCUGUGUUUAUUUUGACUUAAGGGUGUUAAUCUUUAUGUGACUCAACAUAUCGUAGUUCUUUAUUACCAGAUAAAAUAUAAGCACAGAACUCCUGUGGUUAAUUUGACUUAACAAAGUUUGUGUACACUAAUAACUACUUAAAAAAAUAUUUUAUAACUGUAAAUAAUAUUUUAAAACUGGCCUACUAUGUGAAUAGUAUCAGACAUGUUAUUCGUCAUUUUUUCAGCUGUGUCAUGUACUGUUGUUGCCAAACAACUUGAAGGGUUGCGUACCUUGUGCCUGACUUCCCCCUCUUUUCCCACACAACGGGUGAAACAUGCCGCCGCACAGCGAGCCAGUAGGAUACCAGCCAUCCUGCAAACAUUUGGCUACUAAUUACUAACAAACUUUUUUUAUGGCCUUUUCAUUACAAGUUUCUUAUUACCAUUCUAAUAACUGAUCAAUUUUUACUGUGCAUAACCCCACUAAAGCAAUUGAGAUGUUUGUCACUACUUAUUGAGGACCUUAUUAGACAAAAUUAAUCAAAAUGUUUUUAUGCGACACAAAGUAUGGAUGAGGUGAGCAGGCAACCGGUUUUCCUGUCCUACAUCUCCUCAAACCCCUCUUGAGAUUGUCUCAAUCACCCCCAUGCAAAUAACCUUCAUGAGUUAUGGCGACAACAGUGCCAUCUGUGUUGUUUUAAAUCCAGUGAGUAAUGUAUUUAGAAUGUUAGUUCCCUUUGUACAUCUGUUUAGAGGCUUUUCAGUCAAGUCUGACAUUGUGUAACAUUGUGCUCUUACUUAGAACUAAAACACAUCUUUAUUUAAUUGCUGAGCUAAGCUUUAAUGUCACUGCAUAGAUUUUUGAGUUUAUAAUAAACUGUUAGUGUGAUUGUAUUUCUAAAGAUUCUUUAAGUUUUCCAUUUUUCAAAUUCUCAGAAGGAGACAAUGCAGUGAAAUUGAAUGGUUUCAAUACUCAUUGAAAUUUUCUUAACUUAUAUAUAGUAAAGCAGUUUUUUAUUUGUUAAUAUAGUUUAACAUGGUGUUUAAAUUUUUGGUAAUCAGUCUCUGAGUAACAUGUCCAAAAGAUUAAAAGCAUUGCGAAGCUUUAUUGGUAACAAAAGUCUUAAACAAUACACUUUCUUAUAUUAUUGCAGAGGGCUUGUAUUUACAUCCAAAAAUAUUUAUCUGUAAACCAGAAGUCAUUCCUUGGCCAUACUUGGCUGUGACAUCACUUUUGUUAUAAAUAAACUUAAUUUCUGAAGGAUGUAGUGAGGCAAUUUGUUUUGUGAAAUGUUCCUCUUUUAAUUUAUUUCAGUGUAAAUUAUAGUCAACUUAAUUUGCGAGGAGAAAACUGAAUAAAUUUGAGUUUAGAUGUAAAACCAGAAAGUAGUCAUGAUAGAAUAAGUACUAUUAUUUAAGGUUUACUGGAACUUUAUCGCAUUUGUAUUAUAUACAUGUUAUACGGAUAGCGUGAAGGAGCAGAGACGUUUGUAAGCUGCCCCUGCUGGUAUUGAAAUUAAAUGACCAUCUUCAUAUCAGAUGUGUAGUUAAA